AUGCCAAUUGAGGGACAAGAGCCGGGAGUAGCUUCGCUCAAGGGCGACGUUAACAUCCCGCUGGAUGUCUACUGUUCUCUCAUAAAGUGUGCUUUGCAUAACUCAAGUUUGGGGUUCCAGUCCCCUCUGAUAAACUCCAGGGCUUCUGCAUGCGAUUACACCAUAAGGUCAACCAUUGACUCGUUGCUCAAAGUUUCCGGAGGAUCUGCAGCCCCUGAGCCAUCGGGAUGUUCCACAGCACAGACUGAACAGCCCAAAGGGGCAAGUCUCCAUAAAGUGCCACCAAUGGCCAAGGGAAGGUUGGAGGGAGGUAUAAAGGACUCCAUUGACCAGGUCAAGACUGACCUCAUGAGCCAUUUCUCGCUCUUUUAUGAUCUGAGAGAACAUUCAAUUGCGGACAGACUAGAGAUUUUAUCGCAAAAGGGGCCAAAAGAAGAAGUUGACAAGGCCCAAGAGAGCUCCAAAGUUUCCAGUGCAUGGAACGAGGAGAACGGACGGACCAUAAAGAGUAGCAUCAUGUCAAUGGUAGACGGGCUUAGGAGUAAACUAGAGGCUACCACGCAAAAGAUUGGCCAUUUGGAAGACGAAUUGGAACGCCAACUCGGAGACCCAAAUUCAAGAGUCUGGGAGAAUGAUGUCAUUUAUGCCAAAGAAUUCAAGGUAGGUUUAUUUUUCACUACACGACCAAAUGGAGUAUAUGGAUGUAUGGUGGAGCUGGUAAAUUUGGAGUCUGUUUUUAGCUCCAGGGUGAAAAGCAUGGAGAAUGGUGGUCAAGAGAUUGCAUGUAGUUACUAUUUGGGGUAG
Molecule: messenger RNA, 804 nt
Organism: Theileria equi strain WA
Lineage: Eukaryota; Apicomplexa; Aconoidasida; Piroplasmida; Theileriidae
Exons: 2
Coding region: 1-804 (267 amino acids)
Source: RefSeq, a predicted model, not a curated record